Messenger RNA from Aplosporella prunicola CBS 121167, 2406 nucleotides. RefSeq lists its product as uncharacterized. NCBI's taxonomy places the organism in Eukaryota, Fungi, Ascomycota, Dothideomycetes, Botryosphaeriales, Aplosporellaceae. The record is from RefSeq and is a predicted model, not a curated record. The coding region runs from base 1 to 2406 and encodes 801 amino acids. Gene Ontology annotation, molecular function: DNA-binding transcription factor activity, RNA polymerase II-specific; zinc ion binding; DNA binding. The transcript has 4 exons. Gene Ontology annotation, biological process: DNA-templated transcription; regulation of DNA-templated transcription.
AUGGACGAGUCCCAAAUCUCUCUUGGUGAAUCACUCGAUCCUCGGCCAAAUCAGCCCUUUCACCAGCUGCCGCCGCCCGACCAGCACCCGCCGCCGCCCCAAGCCACCCAGCCAACAAACCAGGGCCGCAAAGCAUCGCGACUACACCAGCGAUCAUGCAUCACCUGCCGCCGCCGCAAGGUCCGCUGUGACAAGAACAAGCCGUGUCACAACUGCGCCAAAGCCCGCAUCGAAUGCGUCUUCCCCCAGCCAGGCAAUGCCGGUGACCGCUCGCAAGCCGCCGACCCCGAGCUGCUCAACCGCCUGCAAGGCCUGGAAUCGGUCCUCAAGACCCUGAUAUCUUGCAUUGGCGAGGACCGCAUCAAUGAUGCCCUCCGCCGCGACCCGAAUGACCCGGCGCCUUCCCACUUGACCGGACUUCAAACCGCUCCUCCCCCCUCCGAAUUGCGAUCGCCUCCACCACCACCGCCACCAGAGCCUGCCAGCCACCACAGUGGUCCUGCGCAACCAAACACUCCUUUCUGGACAAGCGGCCCAUCUCCUGGCAAUGAAGCCAGGCCCACCGAGCCCACGUCGUGGACACCGUAUGGGAAGGCAUCGGGGAAGUUGGUCAAGGAUGGUGGGCGCGACACAUAUAUCAGCGGCACCUUCUGGGAAUCGUUGCACGCAGGGGUUGAAGAUGUGCGAGAGCUCAUGGAGAACUCGGAAUACGGUGCCGACUAUGACACCCCUUCACCCGUGAACUCGCCCCACGGCGCUGAGUUCUUGUUCGAAGGCGCCUUCCAGCACCUAGAUCUCUACGCCAUGCACCCCCCUCAGCAUCUUCGAUUCAGGGCGUGGGAAUUGUUUAAGGAAAACGUUCAUCCAGUAGCGACCGUGCUGCAUAUUCCCUCUGUCGAACCCGCCAUCCUGGAGGCCAUGACAACAUUUCAGAACGUGUCCAGUCCCAUGCAGGUGCUGAUGUUCGUCGUAUACUACGGUGCUGUGACCAGCCUGCCCUCCGACGAAUGCCAGAGUGUGUUUGGAGAGAAGCAGAGCGUGUUAUUCGCUAGAUACCGACUUGGCUUACAACACGCAUUCUCGAGGGCGAAGCUUAUGCAGACGGACGACUUCCUUGUGCUCGGAUCAUUUGUUUUGUUCCUCGUCUUGCUUCGCCACCACGAUCCGAGGUUGUCGUGGAACCUGACAGGAUUGGCAGUUCGCCUCUUGGAGUCUCUGGGAAUGCACCGCGAUGGAAGCUCGCUAAAUCUCUCCAAAUUCGAUGCGGAGAUGCGGCGAAGGCUCUGGUGGAACCUGUGCGUUUUGGACACUCCAGCCUCGGAAGACCGCUCCUGCACCCCAACCAUACUGGAGAUGAGCAGCUUCGACGCCAGUCUGCCUCUCAACCUAAACGAUAGCGAUCUCGAUCCCAACAUGACAGAUUACCCUCCCGAGUCAGGGGAACUGACCGACAUAUGUCUCACUUUGUUGCGCUGUACGCUUACAAAUAUGUGGCGGACUAUGAUCGAUACGAGGAGACUUGUGGGGAACCCCGGCAAAAGCUUCGCUUCUCUGACCAUGGCCGAGAAGCACGUGUGGUUGAGCGAGCAGCAACAAGAGCUUCAACAAAGAUUCAUUGCUGACUCUUCAAGUGUGAAUCCUUUACAUUGGGUGGUGGCGACGCUCGUACGAUCCAUCGUAUGCAACCUCCGCCUAUUCGUCUAUAACCCACUUCGACCGGACGUAACGCUGAGUGAAGAAGCCCGGGAUAAAGUCUUCAUCACCGCCAUAGAGUGCAUCGAGCUGUCCCAUCGACUCCGGACCGACGUUCGAGCGAGGAAAUGGGCUUGGCUCCUCAACGGCUACCAUGAAUGGUUCGCACUUACCAUUGUGCUGAUGGAGCUAUGCAGAAAACCAGUGGGCAAGAACGUCGACCGAGCUUGGCGAAUUGUCGAGCAAAGCGUGGUUCUCCGAUGGGAAUCGCCCGUUGACCACCGCGGAUCCCAUCAGUGGCGUUCCAUUAUGCUAGCCAUAGACAAGGCGCGCGCAGGACGGCGAAAGGUCCUUCAACGUCCCGCAACUGCACCUCUCCACCACUCAGCCUCUUCAUCUCUUAACCAGCAACAAGUCCCGCAGACGCCUCAAACUUACCCAGCAAGCAUACUCCCGUCUCCGGCAUUGCUCAGCUUGACAAACAUGCCCACUCCCGGCCUACUGCACUCUGAACAAACGCCACCAAUGGACCUUGGAUUGCAGACGGAACUACCGAGGUUGCUAUCGCCGUUGCAGGACCUUGGCCAUCUCUCAGGCGUGGAUAUGGACGCCUAUAUGUUUGAUGUGGACGCUUUUAACCAGCAGAUUUUAAGAGACGACCAAUCUGGUAUGAUGAAUUGGGGAGAGCCGGGAACAGAUUUUGAGCAUGAGUAG